GCCACCUGCCGCAGCCAUUAUAGAGGCCAUUUGAAGUUCCAACGUUGAAGGCAAAAUACGUUCGUUUUGGUGCGCUCUUGCAAUGGUGCGCGCUUUGCUCAUCGUGUGGAUGCUUGUGACCUCUGGUGUCGCUGUGCGAAUGGGAAGUGGAGGUGCAGAUUUAGAAGCAGAUGAUGAGUCAUUUGCCGUGGGUGACAUGGUUUUGAUCCAGACGGGGAAGUACAAGUCCUGCCAGGGUGAAGUGAUCCAAAUCUCUUCCAGUUCCAAAGUGAAGGUGCGCCGCCGCUGUGGCGAUGGCCGCAAGGGUGAUGGGAAGACGUGGUGGUACAAGCCUGGGCAAGUGGAAGAGAUCGAUGACUCUGAAGAGGAGGAGGAGCCGGUGGAGCCGCAGGAGGCUUUGCCAGACAUCUCUCUCAUCAUGGAUGAUGACUUCCGGUCCAAGCACAAGCUCUGUGAUCGCUACAAGGACCUGCCUCCCGUGGAUCCCCGGGCCACACCGCCUCGCCUGAAUGGACGGCCCGUGGUCCGGCGCGGGCAGAGCUUUCGACUCCAGCUGCAGCUGUCUGCGACGAAGUCAGCUGAUGUUCGACUCUUGCAGGGCGGUCAGAUGGGCAAAGCAGAGCUUCGAGGAGGUGAAAUCCAUGUGGAGAUUCCUGCUUGGGCACCCGUCGGGGAGUAUGAGGUGCUAGCUCUCGACUCGAAGGACGCUACCCUGGCCACCUUUGGCUUCAUCGUGAUCUUCAACCCCUUCAGCUGUCCCUCUUGCCCAGAGUACUCAGAUCAGCACCAGGAGUAUUUAGAUGGCAAUGAAGGUUUACUCUUCCAGGGCCUCUCAGAUCAUUACACGGCCAACCAUUGGUACCACGAGCCCUUCCGAGCCGCUAAUUUGCUCAUUGCCCUGAAGCUCCUGGAUUGGCUGCCCAUGAUGCUCCGGGGCGACUUGACGGCGGUCACACGGUACCUCACGAAUGCCGUGGGCGACAAGGUUUGCUUUGGGAAAUGGGGUGAAGGAGACUAUGCUGGUGGCAAACCUGAUGGGGGCUACAAGUGCAGAUCGAAAAAAUACGUCAAGCGUCGUGCAGAGAAGUGGGCGCAUACAUGUCAUGACCCGACAUCUUGGACUUCAUCUUCACCGAUCCUGGAGAAGCAUUGGGGCUUGGUGCAAUCCGGUGUGCCAUCAGCCGUUCAAUACUGCCAAUGCUUUGUGUUCUCUGGUGUCCUCACGACCAUUGGUCGAACCUUGGGCAUCGCCACGCGUUCCGUCACCAACUUCCAAUCCGCGCACGACGUGAACUCCGAUCGGGGCGUCUCCAAGUUCUUCUUCACGACUCCAACGGGCGUUUGGGAACCGGUGGAAUUCUCAGAUACUUUGUGCCCUGCCUGGUGCGAAAGCGCCAAGAAGGCCAAGAAGAAGAAGUGCAACCUCAAACGCUGCUCUUCAGCGUUGCGCAGAGGUGUUGGCUUCACUGGCCGCUGCAAGGCAUGCAUUCCUUGUGUGCCAUGCGAAAGUCGGGAGGACAGCAUCUGGUCUUUCCACGUCUGGAAUGAGAUGUACUAUGCACGUGGGAAUGGGCAGGAAUGGCAGGCCUUGGACGCUACGCCGCAGGAGAUGUCGGGUGGCAAGUUCCAGAUGGGACCUGCCUCGGUCCCCGAGGUGCGGCACGGCAAGAGCGAUUGCUAUGAUACCGACUUUGUCAUUGGAGAAGUCAACGGUGAUACCAAGCUUUAUGUCUACCAGGUGCCAAACUUGGAUGAAGACACAAAGCAAAAGGCCAUUGAGAAGGGCGAGUUCAUGUUACACUCAGGAGACCCCUUGUUCCUGGGCAUUCGCUGGUACAUGGAUCCCUUUGGAGAUCCCUACAACACCGUUGGCUACAAGGUGGUCACCAAGAAGCCUGGACAAAUUGCCAAGUCCUGCUGGAAAAAUCCAAGUGACUGUCAGGAUGAAGAGUUGGACUUGACACCCUCUUACAAGCAAUGCCCACAUGCUGAGGGCCGCCAGCCUUUCUGUGCAGCUGGCUAUUCCAAAACCAAGCCACAAUGUGCUGAGCCUGGAGCAGAUGAAGAAUCAUUGCUGCAGCAAGAAGAUGAAAUGUUCCAAGAAGGAAACAGCUCAUAUCAGGUGGUUCAUCGGAGCCUUCAUGAGUUGACUGGCGACUCCGACGAUGUGAAGGCAGAGUUCAGUGCCUUUGUGCCCAAGACCAUUGAGCUGGACCAUGAUUUGCCUUUGCAGAUCACCUUCACGAACACAGGUUCCGAGCAGCGCACCUUGCGGAUCGCCAUCACCUCGCUGGGCUGCGACUAUCGGGGAAUGCCGGUGAUUACCAUGCAGACGAGACGGAAGAAGUAUGCCAUGAAGCUGCCCUUGGAUGGGCUCGAGACUCUGUUGCAGCGGGAAGUGGAGCUGGGGCCAAGGGAGACGAAAGUGUUCCAGCACGUGGUGCCUGCGGAGAACCUGAGCGGAGAGCUCUUGGAGACCCUGGAGGUGAACGCGGCGGAGGGUACCUUCUUCCUCCAGUUCCACGUCUCAGCCCACGUCCUUGAGACUGGGCAGACCUUUGGUCAUCAGCCCCGCAGGCACCUGGUGGAGGCGGGUGACGCCUGAGCGGCCUCCACGACGCCGGGCGGCCGACGCGACGCGGCCGUGGAAG
Messenger RNA from Durusdinium trenchii, 2651 nucleotides. Lineage: Eukaryota; Dinophyceae; Suessiales; Symbiodiniaceae. The record is from the annotation of a GenBank genome assembly.